Fonsecaea multimorphosa CBS 102226 is the source of this 2220-nucleotide messenger RNA. RefSeq lists its product as uncharacterized. The transcript has a single exon. Gene Ontology annotation, molecular function: DNA-binding transcription factor activity, RNA polymerase II-specific; zinc ion binding; DNA binding. The coding region runs from base 1 to 2220 and encodes 739 amino acids. The record is from RefSeq and is a predicted model, not a curated record. NCBI's taxonomy places the organism in Eukaryota, Fungi, Ascomycota, Eurotiomycetes, Chaetothyriales, Herpotrichiellaceae. Gene Ontology annotation, biological process: DNA-templated transcription; regulation of DNA-templated transcription.
AUGGCAGACCACCACUCCGAAAAGGUUGUGAAAGUAGGGGGUCUCAGCAAGAGAGCUCCCCGGGCUUGUGUAUCCUGCCGCUCAAGAAAGGUCCGCUGUGAUGUUACCAGGACUAAAAUCCCAUGCACAAAUUGCAGACUCGACAGCAAGGAAUGCUCAGUACCCGCAAGCAAGAGGCGGCACGUCGGAGACCGUAUACUGGGCCCAUCCUUUUUCGAUGGCAAGCAACACGGCCCUCAAAGCCCAAUAUGUGACGCGAUCAUUGAUUUUGGUGAUGUAAACGGUGCAUACUCGGAGGGGAACGAAUUUACUACUACCAACGCCGUUGUUGAGGAUGAUCCAUUCAAUAUCUUCGGGCUCUCCGGGAAUGCUGGUUUCGAUAUACCAGGAAGUGCUGACAUUUCCAAUUGUCGGGGCAAAGAUGUUGCGUUGGACGAAGGACAGGACCCCCAGGCAGACUUCCUUGCGCCAUAUCCAUCGCCCACACAUACCAUUUUGGCAGACUCCCACCACCAGUCGUCACUUCCCAAGUACAUCACGCCUUUAAAGAAGAGCCUGUCCGCAGAAGAUCACCACCUCCUCCAAAGAAAAGGCGCUUUCGAUAUUCCAGAUUUGGAAACGCGAGAUCUGCUGUUGACAACUUAUGUGAAAUGGAUAUACCCUUUCGCACCAAUGCUUGACCUCGAGGAGAUCCUGUCGGCAGUGGCCAGCAACGGCAACACAGGUACAACCAGCCUCCUUCUCUUCCAGGCAAUGAUGUUUGCCGCCACAGCAUAUGUCAAUAUAGACAGCCAUAAUGGAAGUCACAAGAAGACCAGAGGCAGGUUUUACGAGCGCGCGCGACUUCUCCACGACUUCGACGUCGAAGUGGAUAGACUGAUAAUCUGCCAGGCAGCUAUCCUCCUAAGCUUCUGGGAUGGGGACUCCGAAGGCGUUCGUGACAGCUAUUAUUGGGUCGGGAUCGCAACGUUGCACGCAACCAGCAUUGGGCUCAACUUCGAUUCCACCAGCAGUCUCUCAGAUCCAAAGCUUCGACGUUCCUUCAAGAUGACAUGGUGGACUCUUGUCAUCAGAGAGAGGUUGCUUGCUGUCGCGUUACGGAGGCCGGUCCAAAACAAAGUCUUCCGCUUCCAUGUCCCCACGUUGCAUUCCGACGAUUUCAGGUUGAAACCCCUUUUGGAGGCUCUUGAGAAAAGCUUGCAGGUGCACAAUAUCGGCUUACCAGAGUUGGAAACGCUCGCAAGUGCUUGUAUGGCUCUGGCUCAGCUUUCCGAAUAUAUUGACAAGAUCUUGACUGUGCAAUAUACAGUCCAAAGAACUCCCUCUGCUGCAGGACAGAGUGCAACCGCUGUAUCUCUGGUUCCCAAAAUCAAUGCUUCAAGAUGGGUGGAGAUCAUGACGUGCGGGCAAGAGCUUCAAAACUGGUAUGGAUACCUACCCACUGAAGUGCAACAGCUUGAGCUUGAAAAUCACGACAUCGAACAUGGAAAUGAAAACGAGAUCGUGAGGGUACACAAGGCUCUCUUGGCGGGUUAUUACGCCAUGACUCUGAUGACAUUGUAUCGGCCUCUGCUCAAUCUGUCAUGCUCCAACGCAAACGAGAACAAGCUGCGAAGUCUAUCAAUGAAGAUGGUUUCGCAGGCAGCAAAAAGUAUUACAAGCAUAUUCACCAAGCUUUAUACUGACCACCUGAUCUCGUGGCUGCCAGAUACCGCGAUCGCGGUCUUGGAGCCAGCCGUGGCCACCCACCUGCUCUACAGCAUGUCAGAGAUUGACGCAGUGCGACAGACAAGUUUUCAAAAAUUCUAUCUCUGUUGGCGGAUUCUGCAGCAGCUGGGAGAAGUCUACUAUCUGGCAGUAACCACCAUGUCCAUGCUCAACGCCGCCGCGCAGAGGCUCAAGUCGCUUCCAGACAUAAAGGUGGCCAAGGCUGCUGCCUGUGCACGGCUGAUUGAUGCUAUCUGUCCGUCCGGUGACGACAACGCCACAGCCGUUCCAUUUGUCGGAGUGGUUGGAGAUCAAAAGAAGGAUCGAUCUGACGUGACAGCCGACUGGAGCGACCCGAAGAAGGCCGGAGAGGAGCCCUGGACCCAAAAGGAGGUACUCGACACCUAUGACCACAACUUUGACCUGGAAGCGAACUGUGCCUUGGGUCCGAAUACCUUUGAUCAACUCGUAUGUUGGGACGCAGCCGAAGAGGAGGUUUGGGCUACUGAAUGA